This is a messenger RNA of Cucurbita moschata (crookneck pumpkin), 1904 nucleotides long. RefSeq names its product protein NRT1/ PTR FAMILY 2.13-like. Gene Ontology annotation, cellular component: plasma membrane. Gene Ontology annotation, biological process: transmembrane transport; oligopeptide transport. The record is from RefSeq and is a predicted model, not a curated record. Gene Ontology annotation, molecular function: transmembrane transporter activity. The transcript has 4 exons. The coding region runs from base 1 to 1794 and encodes 597 amino acids. Lineage: Eukaryota; Viridiplantae; Streptophyta; Magnoliopsida; Cucurbitales; Cucurbitaceae.
AUGGAGGUUGAAGGGCAUAGCAAGGCUGCAAGCUCUCCCACCAAGUUACGUUGCUUGACCGACGAUGACAGUCCCAAACUAUCCAUUUCAGCACAGCGGAGCUCUGGAAGAAAGCCGGGCGGAUGGAAGAGCAUGCCCUACAUCCUUGGAAAUGAAACGUUUGAACGGCUGGCUUCAAUGGGAUUGAUAGCCAACUUCAUGGUGUAUUUGAUCAAAGUGUAUCACAUGGAUCAAGUUUCCGCCACCACUUUGAUCAACGUAUGGACCGGCGUUACCAAUUUCUUGCCGCUUCUCGGCGCCUUUCUCUCCGAUGCGUAUGUCGGUCGCUACUGGACCAUCGCCGUUGCAUCCGUUUUCUCUCUUUUCGGGAUGGCGUCGAUGACUUUGACGGCGUGGUUGCCGGCGCUACAUCCGCCGGCGUGCGGUGGAGGGAAAUGCGAGGGGCCAACGCCGUUCCAAAUGGGAUUCUUAAUAAUGAGUCUUUGUGUGGUAUCAAUCGGCAGCGGCGGAAUCCGGCCGUGUAGUAUUCCGUUCGGCGUCGAUCAAUUUGACCCGACGACGGACGCAGGGAGGAAAGGAAUAGCCAGUUUUUAUAAUUGGUAUUACGCCACGUUCAACGUGGUUUUGGUGGUUACUUUGACGAUCGUGGUGUAUAUUCAAGACUCUGUUAGCUGGGUUUUGGGGUAUGGCAUCCCCACGGCGCUUAUGUUCUGUUCCAUCGUUCUGUUCUUCAUGGGUACUCAUGUUUAUGUGUUUAUUAAGCCUGAGGGAAGCGUGUUUACCGGCUUGGUUCAAGUCGCCGUCGCCGCCUAUAGGAAGCGGAAGGUUGAGCUUCCUUCUCUUGAAACGAACCACCGGACAGCUUUCUAUGACCCUCCAUUGGAGCCUGGCUCUGUUGUCCUCUCAAAGCUUCCUCUCACCGACCAAUUCAGAUUCUUGAACAAGGCCGCCGUUGUUAUGGAGAAGGAGCUAAACCCAGAUGGAAAAAGAACAAACAAAUGGAAUCUAAGCACAAUCCAACAAGUUGAGGAAUUCAAAUGCUUGAUCAGAGUUGCUCCGAUUUGGGUUACCGGAAUUCUCAGCCUGACUCCAAUGCUUCAACAGGCGACUUUCUCGAUCUCCCAAGCUCUGCUAAUGGACCGCCGCAUCGGACCCAAUUUCCAUAUCCCACCGGCGUCAAUCAUCGUCAUUUCCUUCCUCACCAUCACUCUCUUCGUCCCCAUCUACGACCGAUUCCUCGUCCCCUUCCUUCGCAAAUUCACCCACCACCAAAACGGCAUUACCCAGCUCCAACGAAUGGCCGUCGGCAUACUCUUCGCCGUUCUCUCCAUGGUCAUCGCCGGCUUAAUCGAGAUGGCUCGAAGAAAUCAAGCCAAUGCCGGCGGCGGUUCCAUGUCGGUAUUCUGGCUGACACCACAAUUCUUCCUUAUGGGUCUCUGCGAGGCAUUUAAUAUAAUUGGGCAAAUCGAGUUUUUCAAUAAGGAAUUUCCAGAGCAUAUGAGGACGAUGGGUAAUGCUCUGUCGUCCUGUUCGAUUGCGUUGUCGAGCUAUGUUAGCACUGCUCUGGUUUUAUUUGUGCAUGGAACCACCGGCGGCGAUGGGCGGACCGAUUGGUUGGCGGAUGAUCUGAACAAAGGUAGAUUGGAUUACUUCUACUACAUCGUUGCAGCGACGGCGUUCUUUAACUUCUUCCUUUUUCUUUACUGUGCUAAGAAUUACCGUUACAAGGGUAAAGAAUCCAACUCCGAACUUGAUUUUGAGCUUGCGAGCUCUGAUAAAAAGCUGGAGGUGUGACUCUUUAAACUAAGAAAAUUGUGUGAUUUGUAGCUUAGUAGAGCGGAAUUAAUAAUGGACAACUAUUUAGUAUAGUUCAAUUUAGAGAUUACUCGACACUGAGAUCUGAU